Molecule: messenger RNA, 2349 nt
Organism: Argentina anserina (silverweed cinquefoil)
Lineage: Eukaryota; Viridiplantae; Streptophyta; Magnoliopsida; Rosales; Rosaceae
Exons: 5
Coding region: 1-2349 (782 amino acids)
Molecular function (GO): protein dimerization activity
Source: RefSeq, a predicted model, not a curated record
AUGUUGUUCAGAGGAGUACUCUGUAAAGGGUGCUAUAUGGCUCCAAUCAGGAAGUAUUCUUCUGGGGCUAAAAAAAGAAAAGAGGUUCAGAGGAGGGAGGCGCUAAAGAAGUCAAUUAAUGAACAAGCACAAGCUUCUACAGAUGCGAAUGAGAAUGUCGAAGCAAGUCAAGGUUUGAAUGAGGAACACGAUUUGAACGAGGAACCAGAUUUGAAUGAGGAACCAGUCCUUCAUCAAUCUGUUAAUGAUAGUGGUGGAGGGGAAGAACCAGAUGUUUUGGUAAAUGAGGACGACAUGGUUGUUGUUGAAGAGGAUCAACAAGAUGCUGAAUUUACUUUUCCAUUUGAUGUUGAUGAUCCUGGAAAUUGGGGUGAGAUUAAGCAAAAUGUCAUAGACUUUUUGGUUGAAAGGGGUCCUAAAAGAGAGAAUGAUUUCACAUAUCAUGUUGAUGACUUGGGGAGACAUUUUAGUUCCUCACAAUAUUUUCGUAUCUUUCCUAAUGGCGAAAAGCGGAACAAGAGGUGGCUUGUGUACUCGAUUUCCUUGGACAAGGUGUUUUGCUUUUGUUGUAAAUUGUUCAAGAAAAAUCACAACAAGAGUAUACUGGGUAAACUUGCAAAUGAAGGAUUGAAUGAUUGGAGGAAUAUCGGUCAAAGGCUUGCUAGUCAUGAAAAAAAUGGUCAUCACAUCAACUGCUUUACUAGUUGGGUCGAAUUGAAAACAAGAUUGAAAAAGCAUGCCACAAUUGAUCAAGAAAACAAUUUAGCCUUUCGUGGGGAUAAUGAAAAAUUGUAUGAGGAGAGAAAUGAAAUUUUCUUACAAAUGAUUGAGAUGAUUGCUAAAUUUGAUCCGGUGAUGCAAGAACAUGUUCGACGUGUGUCAAAGAAGGAAACUCAUUACCAUUAUUUGAGUCACAAGAUCCAAAAUGAAAUUAUUCAACUACUAGCAAAUGAGGUAAAGGCUUCCGUCAUUGCAACAAUCAAAGAAGCAGUGUAUUAUUCUGUUAUACUUGGUUGCACUCUAGAUGCAAGUCAUGAGGAACAAAUGUCUCUUAUCAUCCGGUGUGUUGAUGUUACAUCAAGUCUGAUUGUGGUAAGAGAGUUUUUUUUACAAUUUCUAAAAGUGGAUGAUACAUUGGGACUUGGAUUGUUUAAUGAGCUUAAGAAUGCAUUGCACAAUCAUAAACUCAAUAUUGGUAAUAUACGAGGACAAGGAUAUGAUAAUGGUACUAAUAUGAGGGGCAAACACAAAGGUGUGCAGAACAUGCUUCUUGAGGUAAAUCCUAGAGUAUUAUAUACCCCUUGUGGUUGUCAUAGUUUGAAUCUUGCUAUUUCUGAUAUGGCUAAUUGUGAUGACAAAGCUGAUUAUUUUUUUAGAGUGGUGCAACGAAUAUACUCAUUCUUCUCAUCUUCUACAAAGCGAUGGCAAGUGUUCAAGGACUAUGUGCAGGGUCUUACUCUUAAGCCAUUAUCUGAAACACGAUGGGAAAGUCGUGUUGAAAGUGUGAAAGCAUUUAGAUUCCAAGCUCCCAAAAUAAGAGAUGCAUUAGCUUACAUGGGGAAAAAUGGUGUUGAUUCUAAAACAAGGUCUGAUGCUCAAUGCUUGGCGAAACAUGAGAUGGAGAAUUUUGAGUUCUUAUUUGGCAUGAUUAUUUGGUAUGAACUGUUGAAUGCUAUCAAUAUUGUGAGUAAACUUCUUCAAUCAGAGGACAUGCACGUCGAUGUUGCUGUUCAGGAAUUGGCAAAGCUUAUUUCUUUUGUGCAGAACUAUAGAGAAAAUGGAUUUGAUAAGGCCUUGAUCAGAGCUAAAGAAAUUACAAGUGAGAUGGGAAUUGCAGCUGAAUUUCGUGAAAAGAGACCCAUUAAGAAGAAGAAGCAUUUUGACAAAAGCGACAGUGACAAUGAAGAGGUGACACAAGCUGCUCUCGAAUCAUUUAAGUGGGAGAAGUUGAAGUCCACAGAUGAUGAAAUAUUGAUGAACUUUUGUAUGAAUCUUGAAAAGUUGUUCAAGGAUGUUGAUGAAUCUGACAUUAUUGGGGCUGAACUAUUUGAAGAGUUGAGCUAUUUGAAAGGGUCUAUACCAAAAGAAGCACGAAGAGCAGUUGAUGUGUUGAGCUACUUGAAGCAAAUGGAUGGUUGCUACCCAAAUGCUUGGAUUGCCUACAAACUUUUGUUAACCAUACUUGUUACUGUUGCAUGUGCUGAGAGAAGCUUUUCGAAGUUAAAGUUGAUCAAAUCUUAUCUUCAAUCAACUAUGUCUCAAGAAAGACUGAAUGGUUUGGCUAUGUUAUCAAUUGAAAAGGAGUUGGUGGAAAAACUUGAGUGUUCGUGCUUAAUUAACAAUUUUUGA